CGCCACAAAAUCGAUGGCUCUGCAAUCUUCAUUUCGUUGUGUUUUUUCUCAAUUGCAACGCUGCGCUUCUCUCCAGCGUUCAGUCUUGCCCAAAUUCUCGACCCCAUUUCACAGAAAUCUCUCUCUCCUCUUCUCCACUUCUCACAAGACUGCUUCCAUUCGCCCACUCGCCGCCGCCAAAGAGAACACAUUAGUACUGAACAAAGAUGAGAGGUUGGGGGAUGGAGAAGUGAGCUGUGCAGAGCCAGUUCCGAGUUCGAGCACAAUUGCUGCGAUUGUGACCUCGUUGGGUGGGCCUCCCGGUGCGGUGGGGAUAGUCAGGUUGUCUGGUCCUUCAGCAGUCUCUAUAGCUGGGGAAGUUUUUAGACCGAUGUCAAGAAAGAGGAGAAAGGGUGCUCGUUGGUGGCCUAAUAGCCAUGUUGUUGAGUACGGUGAGGUUUUGGAUUCACAUGGCAACAUCAUUGAUGAGGUUCUGGUAGUUCCCAUGUUGGCCCCAAAAUCUUACACUCGCGAGGAUGUGAUUGAGCUUCAGUGCCAUGGUAGUGAAGUGUGUCUGCGACGUGUGUUAAGGGCUUGCCUAGAUGCUGGAGCGAGGCUUGCGGAACCAGGCGAAUUCACUCUCCGGGCUUUUCUAAAUGGACGGCUCGAUCUUUCUCAAGCUGAGAAUGUGGGGAAACUUGUAACAUCCAAGUCGAUGGCUGCAGCAGAUGCUGCAUUAGCAGGAUUACAGGGAGGCUUCUCUUUCAUGGUCAAAUCAUUAAGAGCUCAAUGCAUUGAGUUACUUACGGAGAUUGAAGCCCGUCUAGAUUUUGAUGACGAGAUGCCACCCCUUGACAUUAACCUAGUUGCCGAUAGGAUACAUAAGAUGCUGCAAGAAGUAGAUGGUGCUCUGGAAACUGCCAAUUAUGACAAGCUUCUGCAGUCGGGAGUUCAGAUUGCUAUUGUUGGCCGACCUAAUGUUGGAAAAUCGAGCCUUCUUAAUGCUUGGAGCAAGAGUGAGCGAGCAAUUGUAACCAAUAUUGCGGGUACAACACGUGAUGUAGUUGAAGCCAAUGUUACUGUUGGCGGGAUUCCUGUCACACUUCUUGAUACAGCUGGUAUAAGGGACACAGAUGAUGUGGUGGAAAAAAUCGGUGUUGAGAGGUCGGAAGCAGUUGCUAUGGGUGCCGAUGUCAUUGUUAUGACAGUAAGUGCGGCUGAGGGGUGGACUUCCGAGGAUGACAGACUUCUUGAGAGAAUUCAUAGCAAUAAGAUCGCAACUUCAUCGACUUCUCCAGUGGUUCUUGUGGUCAAUAAAAUCGACUGUGCUUCAUCCUGUGCGUGGAUAGACACUCUCUCAAGAUCGUUCAGCAAGUACGUCUUCACCUGUGCCGUGACUGGUAAAGGGAUCUCCGAUUUGGAAUCUGCAAUCAUAGAGCUAGUUGGUCUGAACAAGAUCCCUGCUGGGGGACGCAAAUGGACAGUAAAUCAGAGGCAAUGUGAGCAGCUCGUUCGUGCAAGGGAGGCGUUUGUGAGGCUGCAGUCGUCUAUCGAGGAAGAGAUCCCUCUCGAUUUUUGGACGAUUGAUCUCAGAGAAGCAGCCAUGGCUCUUGCGCAGAUAAGCGGAGAAGACAUCUCAGAAGAAGUUCUGUCAAACAUUUUCAGCAAAUUCUGCAUCGGUAAAUAGUCGUGGUUCUGAGGUUUUUUUUUAUAAGAAAAUCGAGUAUAAGAGACAUCUUUCAUUACAAAGGCAUUUCUUAGUCAGAUCAGUUUGUCAUAGUCUGCAUUACAAAAAACACAGCAAUUAUUGUGAUGCUAUGCAAGAAAAGAAUUCAAUUAAUGAACGAACUUCUGUUAUUUCA
Messenger RNA from Salvia hispanica, 1841 nucleotides. RefSeq names its product tRNA modification GTPase. Gene Ontology annotation, cellular component: cytoplasm; cytosol. Gene Ontology annotation, molecular function: protein binding; GTPase activity; GTP binding. Lineage: Eukaryota; Viridiplantae; Streptophyta; Magnoliopsida; Lamiales; Lamiaceae. Gene Ontology annotation, biological process: tRNA methylation; tRNA wobble uridine modification. The record is from RefSeq and is a predicted model, not a curated record.